CAAUCUUUAUUUAUAUAUCAAUGUUUCAAUUCAUUUCUAUCAUUUGCUUACAGCCAAACAGACAAAAAUUUGAUUCCAUAGAUACACAGACACAGACACACGCACGAACACUCACUCUCAGACCAAACCACUCAGAGAUAGAAGAAGAAGAAGAUCAAGUUUUCAUGGGCAACUACAGAUUCCGAUUAUCUGAUAUGAUGCCCAAUGCUUGGUUUUACAAGCUUAAAGACAUCGGCAAAUCCAAAAACCCUAACCCUCCUCCUCCCAAGAAAAAACAACCACCGCCAGUUUUUCCGCCGUCAAAAACUAACCAGAACCACCACCACCGCCGCCGCUGUCACUCCUCGUAUCCCAGAAAAUCUUACCAUUUCACUCGAGAACUUACACCAAAUGAUCAAAGAUUACACAAUUCUCCAACUCAUAAUUUCCAUGACCCACCAAGAAAAUCAUCAAAAAGAAGACUCCCCAAGAGAAGAGCCGCCGUAAAACACUCCUCUCCCAAGCCUGUCUCCGCCGCCUGCACCUGCCGUGAUUCCCCACCGGCGUACUUUUCCUCCAGCUCAAACAGCUCUCGCGACGAAUCAUCAGAAUUCUGCGAGGAAGACGACUCGUUUCCGCCAGAAUUCAGGUCUGAUCGUGUUCUUGAUAAACUAAUGUUCAUUUCUCACGCCAUUGACGACGACAUAAUCAUCGACGUCGAUAAAAAAUCAUUACACGCUACAAAUUUCGAUAACAAGCUAGAAAUAUCCGAUCUUGAUCUUCCUCCGAUUAUAACAAAAAAGAUCGACAAAAAGCAAGAACCAUCCAACUACAGAAAUGUAGUCAAACUCAAAAUUCAAGAACAGAAAAAAUUUAACUAUGUCAAGAGACAAUCUUUAAACUCUCCUGGAGGGCUCAAGCUCCGAGUUAACUCGCCAAGAAUCGCGGGCCGGAGAGUUCAGAACGCUCGAAAGAGCGUUUCGUCGUCGAAUUCGAGUUCGAGCUCGAGAAAAAGCCUGUCUGAUAGUCUUGCAAUAGUGAAAUCAUCGUUUGAUCCACAGAAAGAUUUCAGGGAAUCAAUGGUGGAGAUGAUAGUGGAAAAUAAUAUCAGAUCAUCAAAGGAUUUAGAAGAGCUUCUUGCUUGCUAUCUUUCUUUAAAUUCUGAUGAGUAUCAUCAUCUUAUUAUCAAGGUGUUCAAGCAAAUCUGGUUUGAUUUGAAAGAAAUUCCAUCCAAGUAAUUAUUUUUCAUUUCUUGUUCUUCAAUCUUUAUAAGAUUCUCAUAUAAAAUUUAAAUAUGUUAAAGAAACAGAGUAUUUAAGGGUUAAUUUAGCAUGGAGAAUCAAUUUAAGUAGAAUUUGGUAA
Mercurialis annua (annual mercury) is the source of this 1341-nucleotide messenger RNA. Its product is annotated as transcription repressor OFP1-like. The transcript has a single exon. The record is from RefSeq and is a predicted model, not a curated record. Gene Ontology annotation, molecular function: DNA binding. Gene Ontology annotation, biological process: negative regulation of DNA-templated transcription. NCBI's taxonomy places the organism in Eukaryota, Viridiplantae, Streptophyta, Magnoliopsida, Malpighiales, Euphorbiaceae. Bases 21 to 1217 code for a protein of 398 amino acids.